This is a messenger RNA of Zophobas morio, 1455 nucleotides long. RefSeq names its product fatty acyl-CoA reductase wat-like. Gene Ontology annotation, molecular function: alcohol-forming very long-chain fatty acyl-CoA reductase (NADP+) activity. NCBI's taxonomy places the organism in Eukaryota, Metazoa, Arthropoda, Insecta, Coleoptera, Tenebrionidae. The coding region runs from base 1 to 1455 and encodes 484 amino acids. The record is from RefSeq and is a predicted model, not a curated record. The transcript has 7 exons. Gene Ontology annotation, cellular component: peroxisome. Gene Ontology annotation, biological process: long-chain fatty-acyl-CoA metabolic process.
AUGACUUUGAGCCAAAUACAGGAAUUUUACAAAAACCAGACGGUCUUUAUAACCGGAAGCACCGGCUUGUUGGGGAAACUCGUUCUUCGGAAAUUGUUAACCACAUGUGAUCCGAAGAAAAUCUAUCUUCUUAUAAGACAACACAAAGGAAAAUCGGUAGAGGAACGACUGGAGAUACUCCUAGACAAGGCGGAUUUGGGACGGGAUAAAUCGGAAUUCAAAGGGAAAAUUUUUGUGAUCAAAGGAGACUGCGGUUUACCGGGACUGGGAAUAUCACAGGAUGAUAGAGAUAUUUUAGUGAAUGAAACGACUUGUAUUAUUCAUAUUGCAGCUACUAUAAAAUUUAACGAGCAUUUACGAAUGGCUGCAUAUGUUAAUGUUCGCGCUGUUCAAGAUCUCCUUAAUUUGGCCAAACAAGUUCGUGAUUUAAAGGCUAUGGUGCACGUUUCCACAGCUUAUUCAAACUGUAACCAAAAACACUUAAUAAUAGAACAAUUCUAUGAGCCUGGAAUGACAGCCACAGAGCUCUUGACAAUGCUGGAUUCAGUGGAUGAUGAGACAAUAACAAAUAGAACUUCAGAACUUUUAGGUUCCUGGCCCAACAGCUACACAUUCACCAAAGCCGUGGCCGAAAAUGUUGUCAAAACCGAAGCUCAAGAUCUACCAAUUUGUAUCGUCAGACCGGCUAUUCUGAUGGGCGCAUCCGAAGAACCUGCACCAGGUUGGCUGGACGCAAUUCAGGGUAACACUGCCUUUUUCUUAGGCACGUACCUCGGUUUGAUACACUGCAACCUAUCAGAUACUGACCCUAUAUAUUUGAUACCAGCUGAUUACACAGUAAAUAUUAUUUUGGCGGCAGCGUGCUAUUCAACAGACAAAAAUUCCCCUCCAGCGAUCUACAACUACACCGGUUCUGAGAAAAAUCUCUUAAGGAAAAGUAAACUCUACGAAUAUGGGAAAUUAUGUUGCGAACUGUACCCCAGCUUGCACAUGGUUAAUCUGUGCUUCUUGGUCUUUACCACAAACACGUACUAUCUUAAGUUCUGCCAGUUCUGGCUUCAUCUAGUGCCGGCGUUUUUCGUGGACCUGAUUUGUUCGUGUCUCGGAAAAGAACAAAGAUUUGUUAAAAUGUAUCAAAAAUUACACAGAACGUGUGACGUGAUAGGGUUCUUCAAUGUGAAUAAGUGGAAAUUUGACACGACUAAUUGCGAAAUUAUGUGGAAAGGCUUGAAAGAAAAAGAUCGUGAGUUGUUUCCGUUCAACAUGGAGAACUUGGAGUGGAAGACUUUUUUGGCAAAUUGUAUAAUAUAUGCAAGGGUUUAUUUCCUGAAAGAUCCAAUGGAUACGUUACCUCAAGCCAAACGAAAACGAAAAUUGAUCAUAUUUUUGUAUUAUUGUAUUGUUUUUGCACUUUUGUAUAUGUUGUGGUCUGUGAUGUUUAACUUGAUUUAUUAA